Molecule: messenger RNA, 870 nt
Organism: Gigantopelta aegis
Lineage: Eukaryota; Metazoa; Mollusca; Gastropoda; Neomphalida; Peltospiridae
Product: neuromedin-U receptor 2-like
Exons: 1
Coding region: 1-870 (289 amino acids)
Cellular component (GO): membrane
Source: RefSeq, a predicted model, not a curated record
AUGUCUUUUAACCUGUCCGUGAAGUAUAACAAAAGUUCGGUUAUUAAAGAUACAGCAGAUGAUGACAUUGAAGCAUUGCAAAACAUAUCUGCUGGGUUUGGAAUAGCCGGAUUGUGCUUCAUAACAUUAGGAAUUGUUGGAAACAUUAUCGCUAUUGUUGUGUUGCGACAUAAACCCAAGCGGUGUCUGGGUACAAAGUUAUUAGUCUAUUUGGCCUUUGUGAACAUUCUACUAUUAGUGUUCCAAAGUAUCAGAAGUGUGGGCAAUCUUCAGAUAGGGAAAGUUGUCAUAAGGGCAUUAAAAGAACUGACUUACGUGACCCAUCCGCUGUUUAUGACAGUAUACAUGGCCGAGAUUUGCAUGACUUCAUUAAUCACCGUACAGCGGUACGUUUCUGUCGCAAAACCGUUGGCGGCGAAUAGUUUAAUGAGCGAGAGGCGGUUGGUUAUAAUUAUGGCGGUUCUAGGGGCCUGGUGCGUCAUCUUCAACAUUCCCCAUUGGUUUAUGUUCUACCCUAAUAUUCUCAUAGUGCGAACAGUCAAACAGCACACACAGUUUAGACAAAGUCAGCAGAUGGAAAACCAAUCAGACAACCCCGACAUCCGGUUGACAAUUAUAGUCAUUGCUAUAACUACCUUGUCGUUGAUAAAUACUUCUCUCAGCUCCAUUUAUUUUGUGUUCUUGAAGUUUCUCAACUGGAAAACCAUGUGUUCGUUUGAGUGUUUUACGUUUGACAUUACUGUUAAUUUUGUAGUGAUUUUAAACUGUUCUCUCAACUGUAUCUUCAACUGUGUUUGCGGGAGCAAAUUUCGUCAGAUAUGCUGGGGUCUGUUCUGUCCUAAAUGCAAAAACAAGGGAAAUGGUUCCUAG